AUGGCAAUGGAAGGAUGGCAACUUCAAGUCAAAAACGAAAAGGGUGAUGGUAUCGGCAAACGAGGCUUUGAGAAGGUUGAAGCACAUGCGUCCCAAUUGAGACGAGGAAAAGUUGUGCCCAAGCGGGAUGAGAAUAGUAGGCGUUCAGUAUCCAUAGCAGACAGGUCCUACCAGAAGAACCGGGGUCAACUUUAUGUCUGCCUUUCUGAACGCGUCAUUAUCAUCGCGUCCUCGUCACCACGUCCAUCCCUCGCGUUAUUCGCUCCAUAUACCCUUAAUUCCAUCUCUACUAAUGCCAUACUAUGUUUAACUCCACUCCUUUGCAACCUCGGCUACCCAAACAUCCUCGAAUUAACAAUCAAGAUGACUUACUUUGUCCUCACCAACAUUACCCCACCUUCCACUCCCAUCGCGAUACGCCCACCAUUCCUUACUAUCAACCAAAAUCUAUCCUACACCACCCCACAACGUCCACUUGCCAGCCAGAAGCCCCGGAAAAUCUAUCGAAAUGGCUAUGAAUCGAAGCCCAAGACACCGUCAUACAAGCUCAACAAUCCAGGACAUCCUCGACAAAAGGCCUUUGCCUUCUCCAACUUCCAGCGACUCUCCGCACGAUGCUGGAAUGAACAUUCCGGUUCAAACAUUAAAUGUACCUUUCUUCAUUCUGGUGCAAACGGCAAAGCGGAACUUGAGGAAAUUGCUCGUGGCGGGGAGAAACAUGUCAUCUACACAUGUGUUGAGAUGCUCGAGACGCCUGGUAUUGCACAGGUGUUUUCAUCAAAACCAAGCAGAGUAUAUGGAGCAGAUAACGCGAGGGAUGGACGUGGCGACGAGGACGCGAUGAUAACGACGCGUUCAGAAAGGCAGAAUAAAGCUUACAUAACCGCCAAGAAAUUGGCGAAGACAAAGGCAAACUCGUAA
Laccaria bicolor S238N-H82 is the source of this 921-nucleotide messenger RNA. RefSeq lists its product as uncharacterized. Lineage: Eukaryota; Fungi; Basidiomycota; Agaricomycetes; Agaricales; Hydnangiaceae. The record is from RefSeq and is a predicted model, not a curated record. The coding region runs from base 1 to 921 and encodes 306 amino acids. The transcript has 6 exons.